Messenger RNA from Silurus meridionalis, 2931 nucleotides. RefSeq names its product lunapark, ER junction formation factor (gene lnpkb). Gene Ontology annotation, biological process: endoplasmic reticulum tubular network organization. Gene Ontology annotation, cellular component: endoplasmic reticulum tubular network. Lineage: Eukaryota; Metazoa; Chordata; Actinopteri; Siluriformes; Siluridae. The coding region runs from base 110 to 1369 and encodes 419 amino acids. The transcript is spliced from 14 exons. The record is from RefSeq and is a predicted model, not a curated record.
UUGGAAAUGAUCUCUAACGCCAAACAAAACCCGGAAGUCGCUGCUGUAAGGCGUUUGUUUCCUACGCAGUCGCUGUAAUCUUUGCGGGUGGAGAAAAUAAGCAGCAGUAAUGGGGGCCUUCAUCUCCAGGUGGAAGGCGAAACCUCCUACAGUAGAACUUCUGGAGGAUUUAGACAAGGAAAUUAAGGACCUCGAGGAGUUCCGUGGGAAGAACCAGCGCAUGCAGAAGAUAUGGGUCGGCCGUUUGCUCUUCUACUCUGCCGCUCUUUACCUGUUCACCUGCUUGUUUGUUUAUUACCUCUACCUGCCUGCAGAAUGGAGCGGCCGGAUCGUCACCGCUCUGCCUCUGAUCGCCUUUCCGGCACUCGUGUGGUUCGCUCGCAAGCUGCUCAUCAUCCUUUUCUCCAAACGCACCGAAAGGAACAAUGAAAAAUUGGAGGAUCUAAAGUCAGCGAAAAGAAAAAUCCUGGAAGAGGUGAUGGAAACAGAGACGUACAAAAACGCCAAGUUGAUCCUGGAAAGAUUCGACCCGGAAUCAAAGAGCAAAGCGGAAGCGGAAGCCACUCCAGCUCGACCCCAGAUGACGCCCAAACCUGGACAAGAGGUUCGACUGCGCCACAUUGCGAUGGCCACCCCCGGGCCACGCCCCACACCACCUGGAGCCACGCCCCUCCGCACUGCCCCCGGUGGUCCCCCUGAGAAUAUCACUGGAGCUUCGGUAUCGAGUCCAGCCCUGAGCAGCGGCAUGCAGACACCACCACCAAUAAGGAGGAGCAUGAGCCCUUAUUCGCCUGUACUGGGAACAGGCAUGCACCCCCCAGGUCCGCCAAUUGCACGACCCAUCCUUCCCCGAGAGCGCAGUGCAGUGGACCGGGUCAUCGAGUACCUGGUGGGAGACGGACCUCAGAACAGAUACGCUCUGAUUUGUCAGCAGUGUUUCUCUCAUAAUGGUAUGGCCCUGAAGGAGGAGUUUGAAUUUUUGGCUUUUCGUUGUGCCUACUGCUACUUCAUGAACCCAGCGAGGAAGACGCGGCCUCAAGCCCCCAGACUCCCGGAGUUUAAUUUUGAACGCCGUCUGCGCUCAGAGUCCCCUGAACCACAAUCCUCAGCGGCAUCGAACACUCCAGAGGAUAGCGACGCCCAUGAGGAAAGUGUAAUGUCGAGUCCUCGCCCCCACUCCUCACUAGGUGUAACACCGUGGAGCAAAGUCCACAGUUUCAGCCAAGACCACACAGAGAAUGUCGAGCCUCCAGCUUGUGCUGACAAACCAGAGCCAGAGCAAGAUAAAGAGGAAGCCCCGCCCACAAGCGACGGGACAGCGGAAAGCCCCGCCCCCUCUAAGGAUGGAGAACCUGAAGCUCAGAUUUGAGUUCACCUGAUGCUCCGAAUGCCAUGUUUUGAAUGUUUAAGCCAGUUUAAUGCAGCUUUUAAUUUAUUUCUUGGUCUCUGUUCUGCUGAAAGAUAUUUUGCACUAGGUUUUUUUUUUUUGCCAAUUUCUAGUAUUACCUGCAAAAAAGUGCACUCCUAUAAGCUUCCGUAUUUUCUAUGUGUCCUGUUUGAGCCAGUGGGAGUUUAGGAAUGAGAGUUGGUGUGUGUGUUUGCAAUGACAAUGUCAUUUCAAUAUUAAUGCUAUAGAAGUGUAAGGAAAAGCCGAUUUUCUAGUAUCAGUAUGCUUUUUUUUUUUUUAAAUCGAUUUUAAUGUUGGAUUAUUUUACUCCGUUUUUUAACCACACAGAUUGUUUGUUUUGGUAUUAUUUCAUUUGUUUACAGAUUCAGACUACAAUGUGUGCAUUCUUUCGAUCUGUUUGCCAGUCGCACUCAUUUCACUUUUACAUCCGAUUGUGUUCUGAUUGUUUUUAAUUGCUUGUGGGUAUUUAUUUGAAUGUUUGGUGCCUUUACAAAAAAAACUAUUAAAAAAACACAGACAGGCGCAGAAGCUGUUUCUAUUUAGGGUUGCAAAAUUCCAAGUAUUUUCCAAGUCUGGAAACUUUCAAUGGGAAUUAAUGGGAAUAAACUUGGAAUUUACAAAAUUGCAGGUUAGCGUUGAAUUUGCACGUCAAAAAAUAUCCAUUUUAGCAAAUAUUCACGUAAAUGACAUGAAUAUUACAUAAAUCUAUGUUUUAAAACUUCCUUGUGCUGUGUGUAAACUUGUGCAACAGCAUUAUACAAUUUAAUCAUAGUUUAUUUAAAUUUACCUGCUGUUUAAAUUACUUUAUUUAAAUUUCACCAAUUAUUUUUUAGUAAUUCCCAUAUAUCUGGCAACUUUUCAACUUGGAAUAUUUCCAAAAUUCCCAAAGUUUUCAGGAAUUUACUUUAAAUGUUCAGCCUCUUUGCAACCAUGUUUUUACCUGAUCGCGACCCUAUCUUGAUGCGAAUUGAACCGUUUACACUUCAGAUUAUAAUCCGGUUUCUGUGUCAUGUUAUUUUUCUCCCUGAAUGAUACCGACUGCCUACAAUUUCAAUAUUCUGUAUUAUAUCUGUCGCUUUAUGAAAAAGGUUUCCUGGGUUGUGCCACGGCGAUUUGGACGUAUUUACAUUUACACCUGCACGUUUCUACGUGGAAUAAUCCAGAUGUUCAUGAGAGCAUUAAAUGAAACGAAUUCGAAGUCCAGAUUAAACCACUACGAGGUUACAGAUAAAGACGUCUGUCUGAUCAGCAAUGGUGCGCUGAAUAAAAUGUGCAAUACGCGCGUGUUUACUGCAGUCUCCGUUCUGCACGCUGAGAUCCAGCUGUGCAGUCUCCGUUCUGCACGCUGAGAUCCAGCUGUUCUAAUUCGGCAGCACGUGAUCGAGCUUUCAUAGUAAAUACGUAAUGAGGUGUCUGACUCAGUAUUUUGUAUUAGACGAGCUUUUAUUAUUUUUCUGGUUUUGUCUCUGCACGCAUAACCUCGAAAAACAUCUGUGCAUACAAUAAAGAUUUUUUUUUUGGAA